This is a messenger RNA of Papaver somniferum (opium poppy), 396 nucleotides long. RefSeq names its product N-terminal acetyltransferase A complex catalytic subunit NAA10-like. Gene Ontology annotation, molecular function: protein-N-terminal-glutamate acetyltransferase activity; protein N-terminal-serine acetyltransferase activity. The transcript has a single exon. NCBI's taxonomy places the organism in Eukaryota, Viridiplantae, Streptophyta, Magnoliopsida, Ranunculales, Papaveraceae. Gene Ontology annotation, cellular component: NatA complex. The record is from RefSeq and is a predicted model, not a curated record. Gene Ontology annotation, biological process: N-terminal peptidyl-glutamic acid acetylation. Bases 1 to 396 code for a protein of 131 amino acids.
AUGGAAGGAGAAGGCACUGAAACUCAUGGUUAUAUUGCAAAUUUAGGUGUUCUUCCUACUCAUCGUAAACUAGGGAUUCCAGAGAAACUCAUGAACUCUGCUCACAACGCGUUAGUACAAGAAUAUGAGUGUGAUUAUGUUUCUCUUCACGUUCGUGCAAGUAAUCAAGCUGCAAUUAAUCUUGAUACUGAAAAAUUAGGAUAUAAUUACGAGAGUGUAGUUAAUUAUUAUGAGGAUGGGGAAGACGCUUUUAUUAUGAGGAAACAACUUCAAGGAAAACAAAGAGAUCAUCUUGGUCACAGAUUAUUCAUGGCGGUGGCCAGCCUGAUUCGUCUUACAAAACUGUUGUUGACUUGUUAUGACAAGCAUAAAUCUAAAUUAUCUAUACAGAAUUAG